Molecule: messenger RNA, 491 nt
Organism: Wasmannia auropunctata (little fire ant)
Lineage: Eukaryota; Metazoa; Arthropoda; Insecta; Hymenoptera; Formicidae
Exons: 5
Coding region: 6-491 (161 amino acids)
Source: RefSeq, a predicted model, not a curated record
ACAGGAUGGGUCGAUCUCCUGUUUUGAUCGCACCUAUAAAUCCAGAGGACAUGCAUUAUGCCAAAGAUGCAAUUAAUCCAGCGCCAGCGCUUGAUAACAGGAUGGGUCGAUCUCCUAAUCUGAUCGCACCUAUAAAUUCAGAGGACAUGCAUUAUGCCAAAGAUGCAAUUAAUCCAGCGCCAACGCAUGGUAACAGGAUGGGUCGAUCUCCUUUUCUGAUCGCACCUAUAAAUUCAGAGGACAUGCAUUAUACCAAAGAUGAAAUUAAUCCAGCGGCAGCACAUGGUAACAGGAUGGGUCGAUCACCUAGGCUGAUCGCACCUAUAAAUCCAGAGGACAUGCAUUAUGCCAAAGAUGCAAUUAAUCCAGCGCCAGCGCAUGGUAACAGGAUGGGUCGAUCUCCUUGGCUAAUCGCACCUAUAAAUCCAAAGGACAUGCAUUAUGCCAAAGAUGCAAUUAAUCCAGCGGCAGCACAUGGUACGCUUUUUUGA